Messenger RNA from Tarenaya hassleriana, 1394 nucleotides. RefSeq names its product actin-like. The coding region runs from base 125 to 1258 and encodes 377 amino acids. NCBI's taxonomy places the organism in Eukaryota, Viridiplantae, Streptophyta, Magnoliopsida, Brassicales, Cleomaceae. Gene Ontology annotation, cellular component: cytoplasm. The record is from RefSeq and is a predicted model, not a curated record. The transcript has 6 exons.
CUUCUUCCACAUUUGCACAUUCGUAGGAAGAGCCACUCGCACGCUCAACGUCCCUAUCUUUCAUCGUCUCUCUCCACCGGCCUCGCUCGUCUUCGUCGACGUUUCAGUAAGGAGGGAAUAGGAGAUGGCGGACACCGACGACAUUCAGCCCCUCGUUUGUGACAAUGGAACUGGAAUGGUUAAGGCUGGAUUUGCUGGUGAUGAUGCUCCACGAGCUGUCUUUCCUAGCAUUGUGGGUCGCCCACGUCACACUGGUGUCAUGGUUGGAAUGGGUCAGAAAGAUGCAUAUGUUGGGGAUGAGGCACAGUCGAAGAGAGGUAUUCUGACAUUGAAGUAUCCGAUUGAGCACGGUAUCGUGAACAACUGGGAUGACAUGGAAAAGAUUUGGCAUCACACUUUCUACAAUGAGCUCCGUGUUGCUCCGGAAGAACACCCCGUUCUGCUUACUGAGGCUCCUCUGAACCCUAAGGCUAACCGUGAGAAGAUGACCCAGAUCAUGUUCGAGACCUUCAAUGCUCCGGCCAUGUAUGUCGCCAUCCAGGCGGUCCUUUCCUUGUACGCCAGUGGUCGUACAACUGGUAUUGUUUUGGACUCUGGUGAUGGUGUUAGCCACACUGUACCAAUCUACGAGGGUUAUGCUCUUCCACACGCCAUUCUCCGUCUCGAUCUUGCUGGGCGAGACCUCACUGAUUACCUUAUGAAGAUUCUCACGGAACGUGGGUACUCUUUCACAACCACAGCCGAACGUGAAAUCGUGAGAGACGUGAAGGAGAAACUAGCGUACAUCGCCGUCGACUACGAGCAAGAGCUAGAAACUUCUAAGACGAGCUCUGCAGUCGAGAAAACCUACGAGUUGCCAGAUGGGCAAGUGAUCACUAUCGGAGCUGAACGUUUUAGAUGCCCCGAGGUCCUUUUCCAGCCUUCCUUGAUAGGUAUGGAGUCCUCAGGAAUCCACGAGACAACGUACAACUCAAUCAUGAAAUGUGAUGUGGAUAUCAGAAAGGACCUCUACGGGAACAUCGUUCUGAGCGGUGGAACGACGAUGUUCCCCGGCAUAGCUGACAGGAUGAGCAAGGAGAUCUCAGCUCUCGCCCCGAGCAGCAUGAAGAUAAAGGUCGUUGCCCCGCCCGAGCGUAAAUACAGCGUCUGGAUCGGUGGUUCCAUCUUGGCUUCCCUCAGCACGUUCCAACAGAUGUGGAUUGCGAAAGCGGAGUACGACGAGUCUGGACCAUCGAUCGUUCACAGAAAAUGCUUCUAAGGAGUUUCCUCAGCGUUGUUACCUUAUUUUGACGGUACUGCUAAGUGCUGGAGAAUCAUCGACUUUUGAGUAUAAAUGAGAACAAAAAGAAAAAGACGGGGACUUUGAUUGCCCAACAAACCUAAUCUUUUGUUUC